This is a messenger RNA of Chlorocebus sabaeus (green monkey), 3465 nucleotides long. RefSeq names its product nitric oxide-associated protein 1. The record is from RefSeq and is a predicted model, not a curated record. NCBI's taxonomy places the organism in Eukaryota, Metazoa, Chordata, Mammalia, Primates, Cercopithecidae.
AGGAUCUGCGCCUGCGCAAAUUGUAAGGUAAGCUUGGGCGGGAGUUGAGUUGCACACGCGCAAAUUGUGGGCCGCCGCUGCCGGUGGCUGAUUGAGAGGACAGCUCCCGCAAUCUGCUGUCGCAUCCGUCCCGUUAAUGUUUUAUUUCUGCUUGUUUUUCAAUGUCGUUGCACAAAUAACGACACCUGAAAACAAAGCCAAGUAUACUUAUUAAUAAAAAGUGCUCGUUCUGUGAAUCCGCGACAUUGGGAUGCUCAAUUGAUUUGCCUUUAUAAAGACCAAAACACGAAGCAAUUUUUAUUUUUAUUUAUUUAUUAUUUUUUGAAAUGGAGUCUCGUUCUGUUGCCUAGGCUGGAGUGCAGUGGAGCGAUCUCGGCUCACUGCAACCUCCGUCUCCCGGGUUCAAGCGAUUCUCCUACCUCGGCCUCCCAAAUAGCUGGGAUUACAGGCGCGCGCCACCACGCCCGUCUAAUUUUUGUAUUUUUAGUAGAGACGGGGUUUCACCACGUUUGCCAGGCUGGUCUCGAUCUCAGGUGAUCCGCCCGCCUCGGCCUCCUAAGGUGCUGGGAUUAGAGGCGAGCUGCCCGCUCGCCUACCGUUCCAGCCACGCGCCCGGCCGGAAGCUCCGUUUUGUUUUGUUUUGUUUUUUUGAGACGGAGUUUCGCUCUGUCGCCCAGGCUUGAGUGCAGUGGCGCGAUCUCGGCUCACUGCAAGCUCCGCCUCCCGGGUUCACGCCAUUCUCCUGCCUCAGCCUCCUGAGUAGCUGGGACUACAGGCGCCCGCCACCACGCCCGGUUUAUUUUUUGUAUUUUUAGUAGAGACAGGGUUUCACCGUCUUAGCCAGGAUGGUUUCGAUCUCCUGACCUCAUGAUCCGCCCGCCUCGGCCUCCCAAAGUGCUGGGAUCACAGGCGUGAGCCACCGCGCCCGGCCCGGAAGCUCCUUUUUAAAUGUGAUUUAUUACGGGCGGCUUGGGCUAGCAGUGAGGCGUUAAGCCUGAAAGUGAAAAAACCCAAAACGCUCAUCGCUCUCUUCUGCCCAUCUAGCUCAAUCCUCCAGUGCCUCCAGUGCCUUUGCCAUAGCUUUAGGUAGGUUCUCAGUCUCGGCGCUUAAAUAGCGAGAACUCACGAGAUUAGACGCAAAACUAACCAGGACAGCUCCCAAGUACCCACUCGCUUUCGUCUCGGGUCUAACACGCGCGUCGCCUCGGGCCCUAGUACGCGUGCGCGCUUGUGACUCCGCCCCUUUGCCCGGAGCUACUUCCUCAUGCUGCCCGCUCGCCUGCAGUUCAGACUGCUGAGACUUUUCUUUCGUGGAUUCGCUCCCACGGCAGCGCGCCAUGGCCUCCGGGAGCCGCUCUUGGGGAGGAGGCGCGCUGCCGCCGCCUCCUUCCAGCACUCAUCGAGUCUGGGACGCGAGCUUCCUUAUGACCCCGUGGACACGGAGGGCUUUGGAGAAGGCGCUGACAUGCAGGAGUGUUUUCUGUUCCCGGAGUACAUCCCGGAGCCGGAACCGGAGCCCACCCGCGAAGAGCAGAUGCAGGAGCUCCAGCAACAGCAGGAGGAGGAGGAGCGACAGAGGCAGCAGCGGCGGGAGGAGCGGCGACAGCAAAACCUACGGACCAGGCCCCGGGAGCACCCGGUCGUGGGGCACCCGGACGCGGCAGUGCCGCCCAGCGGCGUGAACUGCUCGGGCUGCGGGGCAGAGCUGCACUGCCAGGACCCCGGCGUGCACGGCUACCUGCCCUGCGACAAGUUCCUCCACACGGCGGAGGCAGACGGCGGGCUGGCGCGGACCGUGUGCCAGCGAUGCUGGCUGCUGGUGCACCACCGGCGCGCUCUACGCCUGCAGGUGAGCCGCGAGCAGUACCUGGAGCUGGUGAGCGCCGCGUUGCGGCGGCCCGGGCCUUCCCUGGUGCUCUACAUGGUGGACCUGCUCGACCUGCCCGACGCCCUGCUGCCCGACUUGCCCGCGCUGGUGGGCCCCAAGCAGCUGAUCGUGCUGGGAAACAAAGUGGACCUCCUGCCCCAGGAUGCUCCUGGCUACCGGCAGAGGCUGCGGGAGCGACUGUGGGACGACUGUGCCCGGGCCGGGCUCCUGCUGGCCCCUGGCCACCAAGGGCCACAGAUCCCCGUCAAGAACGAGCCACAGGACGGGGAGAAUUCGAAUCCGCCGAACUGGUCCCGCACCGUGGUCAGAGACGUGCGACUGAUCAGCGCCAAGACCGGCUAUGGAGUGGAAGAGUUGAUCUCUGCCCUUCAGCGCUCCUGGCGCUACCGUGGGGACGUCUACUUAGUGGGCGCCACCAACGCCGGCAAAUCCACUCUCUUUAACACGCUCCUGGAGUCCGAUUACUGCACCGCCAAGGGCUCCGAGGCCAUCGACAGAGCCACCAUCUCCCCUUGGCCAGGUACUACAUUAAACCUUCUAAAGUUUCCCAUUUGCAACCCAACUCCUUACAGAAGGUUUAAAAGACAUCAAAGACUUAAAAAAGAUUCAACUCAAGCUGAAGAAGAUCUUAGUGAGCAAGAACAAAAUCAGCUUAAUGUCCUGAAAAAGCAUGGUUAUGUCGUAGGAAGGGUUGGAAGGACAUUCUUGUAUUCAGAAGAACGGAAGGAUACAGUUCCCUUUGAGUUUGAUGCUGAUUCACUUGCCUUUGACAUGGAAAAUGAACCUGUUAUGGGUACGCACAAAUCUACCAAACAAGUAGAAUUGACUGCACAAGAUGUGAAAGAUGCCCACUGGUUUUAUGACACCCCUGGAAUUACAAAAGAAAACUGUAUUUUAAAUCUUCUAACAGAAAAAGAAGUAAAUAUUGUUUUGCCAACACAGUCCAUUGUUCCAAGAACUUUUGUGCUUAAACCAGGAAUGGUUCUGUUUUUGGGUGCUAUAGGCCGCAUAGAUUUCCUGCAGGGAAAUCAGUCAGCUUGGUUUACAGUCGUGGCUUCCAACACCCUCCCUGUGCAUAUCACCUCCUUGGACAGGGCAGACACUCUGUAUCAGAAGCAUGCAGGUCAUACGUUACUCCAGGUUCCAAUGGGUGGAAAAGAACGAAUGGCAGGAUUUCCUCCUCUUGUUGCUGAAGAUAUUAUGUUAAAAGAAGGACGGGGGGCAUCUGAAGCAGUGGCAGACAUCAAGUUUUCCUCUGCAGGUUGGGUUUCAGUAACACCUAAUGUUAAGGACAGACUGCAUCUCCGAGGCUAUACACCUGAAGGAACAGUUUUGACCGUCCGGCCCCCUCUCUUGCCAUAUAUUGUUAACAUCAAAGGACAGCGCCUCAAGAAAAGUGUGGCCUAUAAAACCAAGAAGCCUGUUUCCCUUGUAUUCAACGUGCGGAAGAAGAAAGGACAGAUAGAUGUAUGAGACCGACCUUGUUCACUCCAGAUAUUAACUGUAUUGAACACAAGAAUAUACAUUGAAAUUGUGUUAAACAUAUUAAACAUAAAUAAAGCUCCCACUCUCACCCU